GCGUCCCGGCGUGCACCGCGGCGGUGGCUGAGGCGAGGCGUGAGGCGGGGUCUGCCUGAGGCGGGGUCGGGCGCAGCGCGGUGAUAGCGGCGGCUCCUGCGGCUCGUCCCAGGGCGCUGCCCGCUCAGGGAACGGCCCCAAGAUGUCGAGGAACUUCUCUGACACAGGCAGCAAAAAAGAACAUGUUAAAAUCACAAGUGAGGCCAAACCGGGGUUCCUGGAGAGGCUCAGCGAGACCUCUGGAGGCAUGUUGAUGGGACUUGUGACAUUUAUUCUGUCUUUCUACCUUCUUUUUACCAAUGAAGGACGAGCUUUGAGGACAGCCAAAUCUCUUGAUGAGGGACUUUCUCUUGUGAUUCCUCUUGAUAACAUUCACAGUGUGUCUCAGCAGAAUGAGGGGAGACUAGUGCACUUAGCUGGCGCUCUGAGCACAUCAAAGCCUUUGUUUGAUCCCAGCUAUGGGCUGACAAUCCACGCUGUCAAGCUUAAGCGCACAGUGGAAAUGUACCAGUGGGUAGAAUAUGAAGAUUCUAGGGAAUAUGAAGAAAAUGGUGAGAUUAAGAAAGAAACAAAGUAUACAUACAAUACUGAAUGGAAAUCUGAAGUUGUGAACAGCAGGAAUUUUGAUCGAGAAAUUGGACACAAAAACCCCAGUGCCAUGGCUGUGGAGUCUUUCACUGCCGUUUCUCCUAAUGUUCAGGUUGGAAGCUUUGUCCUUUCCAAAGGUCUUGUGGAUAAGAUUGAUGACUUCAAGCAGUUGAGCUUGUCAAACCUUGAGGAUCCACAUGCUGAUGUUACCCGGGGAGGAGAUUAUUUUUACCACAGCGAGAACCCCAGGCGUCCAGAAGUGGGAGAUCUUCGUGUCUCAUUCUUCUAUGCAGGUCUGAGUGGAGAUGACCCCCAUUUGGGCUCAGCUGAGAAGGUGGGUCUUCAGCUGCUUGAGAAUUUUGCAAAUUCUGUCCCUAACUCUGUAACCAGUAAAAUUAUUUCUCUUUCUUCCAAGGUGACUGUGAUUGCUCGCCAGAAAGGUGAUCAACUUGUUCCAUAUCACACCAAGUCUGGAGUUGUCCUGCAGAUUCUCUACCCUGGGGAUCUGUCCGUGGAGGAGGUGUUUCAGAAAGAGCACGAGAGUAACACCAUGAAGACUUGGGCCCUCCGUGCGGCUGGCUGGCUGGCUAUGUUUGUAGGCAUCAACCUAAUGACCCGAAUUGUGUAUACUUUGGUGGACUGGUUUCCUGUUGUGAGAGAUCUGGUUAACAUUGGAUUAAAAGCUUUUGCCUUCUGCGUAGCCAGUUCGUUGUCACUCUUGACUAUCUCCAUUGGCUGGCUCUUCUACCGCCCUCUCUGGGCUUUGCUGAUUGGAUUGCUCUCUGUAGUUCCAAUUGUGGUUGCAAAAUCCCAUGUUCCACCAAAGAAGCAUCAGUGAGAAAGAAGCUCUCGGGUUCUGCACUGAAUCCUGGCUAGAAACUCUUCAAGUGCAUUUCUGUUCCAGUUACUGCAGCAUGCUUACAGCACAUCGUGGUUCAGCAGUAUGCACCAGCAGCCGGGGAGGGCCAUUCAUAAAUGUAUUAUCUAUGGAAAAGAUGACUGUAGCAUGCUAUUUGUAGGAAGUCAGUGAUACUGACUUCAGGAAAAAAGCAUUUUGGAGCAUCUGUGUUCAUUAUAAGUCAGAGAAAAAGCAGAUACUAUCGUCCACCAUUUAUUAAUUCCCCCUGAACUGGCAAAUCCUUACCAACAGGUGGGGCACUGUGUGUAUUAUGGAGAAAGUGCCAGCUUCAUCACAUGGUCUGGGAUCUGAAAUCCUUGGGAAAAACGUGUUCGUACCUGUCUCUGACAAUCCAUCCCUCUGCUGCCUUUUCUGAUUUGUACAGUCACGUGCGCUUCUUUGGCUAAUGUAUUUGGAAGUGCAUCGUUAAAGGAAAAACAACUUUUGUCAAAAUAUUUUUGUAAAAUAUAUUCUUUUGGACUCAGUAUUUUUAAAGUAACUUGAAACCUUGAGUGUCCAGGUUAGCCAUGCUCUAAGACAGGGAAGAUUUGCCAGAAAGCAGUGAUUUUCCUCAACUUCUUUUAAAAGUCUCUGAAGCUGUUCUUGGUUAAGCACCCAAAAUGGUAGUGUUACAUAAAAACUUCAAAUUGCACUUCUUUAAGGGGAUACUCAGAGGUCACUCACCUUUAACUUUAAAAAUAAAACCUGCUGCCUUGAAACAAAACUGCUUAAUAAUCAAAUAUAUAUUCUUUAUAAUAUUUGGUGUGUUUUGCUAUACAUACUGUUUUUUUCUUGAAUUUCACUUAGCAAGGACAAUGAAAAUGCUCCAUGAAAUUAAGUCAUGAAAACAUUUCUGCCUGAUUAGCUUUCAUAGACUUAGUAGCUUAAACGUUGCGCUAUCAUUAUAUCAUAAGAACACUUUUCUUGUAGUGUUGCCAUGCUUACAGGUUCCUGUUGUAACUGGUACUUGAGACUGUAUUCCCCCAUACCAAAAGGAUUUAACUUGAAUAUACAUUAAAGCAAAUGUUUCCUAUAAAUGGUACCAAAAUAGAGAUCUGAUUUAUAAAUCACAAACAUUUUGAGAAGUAGGAAUUACCUUAUUAGCCUUAAUUAUUUUCAUUCUUCUUUCUGGUAUUUUAAUGUUGUCAAUUCAGUCUCAUGUCUCUGAAAGCAGUGGUAGCGAGUGGAAGGUUAUAGGAAGUGCACGUAGUCUCAUGCAUGUUGCUGACAUGCCUUGGUGAUCCCAGGCAGUCUCUAUCUGCUGCCGUCUGAUCAAAUGAGAAAUUGCACUUUGCUGGGGAGAAAAACAAACGCUGGACUGCUGUUUUACUGAUGAUGCAGGAAGCUAACCAGUAUUACUAUAUUAGAGACGAAGAUAUAAUUUUCUACAGAAGUGCUGAGCUUUUGUACGUUUAAUAAAAUACAGUUUUCAGAA
Messenger RNA from Cygnus atratus (black swan), 2921 nucleotides. RefSeq names its product transmembrane protein 43 (gene TMEM43). Bases 143 to 1426 code for a protein of 427 amino acids. NCBI's taxonomy places the organism in Eukaryota, Metazoa, Chordata, Aves, Anseriformes, Anatidae. Gene Ontology annotation, biological process: nuclear membrane organization. The record is from RefSeq and is a predicted model, not a curated record. Gene Ontology annotation, cellular component: nuclear inner membrane. The transcript has 11 exons.